UUUGUCAAAAAUCACAAAAUUUUGACAUUGUUUGAAUAUUUUUAAACAUAUUUUCUAUAAAAGUAAAAUUCUUGUUUAUUUGUAAGAAUUUAACAAUGUAAGUAACAAAUUCACGUCAAUUGUGAAGUACUCCUACCUCGAGGUAUGUACACGCACCGCUUUCUCCCUAAACUACGUACGUUAGGGCCCUUUAAACCGCCAGCACCCGUUGGUACUGGAAGGGGACCAGAAACGCUAUAAAUCCAAGCACCCCAUGACCGCGAGCCCUAGUUGCAAAAAAGCGGCCGGCCUCUCUUGUCCCAAUGCAUGUACACACUAAACGAGUAAAGUGAAUCGACGGCAUGUCUCUGGUACGCCACAACAACUCCUACGAGAUGUCUUCGUAUGACGACAGCUCCGACUCGGGCUUCGAGAUGUCCUUCGUCUCCAAAUCGGAAACCAUCACGGAAUAUGAUCAUGGCAGUGACUUCAUCGACUUUGACAUGGACCAAUCACCUCAGGAUCGGUUACUAAACACUCCAAGGAAACAAUUACUCUAUGAGAGAUUCAGCAGUGCUUUUCACAAAGGUGCCAAUCCAGAGGAAUAUGCUUCGGACGUACAGGUAACACCUCCACAGAAUUGGGGGUAUGAAGAGUUUAAUAAACCAAAUAUACCACAGACAGAGGUAAAUCGUAAUUUGUUUCCUGGAGAGCCUACAGAAGAAGAUUUUCAAUGUUUAAAUGCAAAUAUGACAUCAACACCUCAAAAGUCUUCUUCUAGAACUGAAAAAACUGAUAAAACUGAACAAAAACCAAAGAGGCGCUAUGCAACUGGCAGAAACCGCGUAUCAAGAGCAAAAAGCCCUUCGCAAAUCAUGAAAAUAAAACGCACAAGACGUAUGAAAGCAAACGAUCGUGAACGUAACCGAAUGCACAUGCUAAACGAAGCUUUAGACAAACUCCGAAUGGUCCUACCGGCAUUCCCCGAAGACACAAAAUUAACCAAAAUAGAAACACUGCGAUUUGCACACAAUUACAUCAACGCCCUGGGAGAAGCAUCCAAAGACAUCGAUAAGUAUUCCAAUGGUGAUAAUCUAAUCAUACAAGUUGGUAAUGUCACCGUGGCCAUCAAUAAAGACGGCAACAAAAUCACUCAGGACCAAAAUCACUCGUCUCAUCAGUAUUUCAGCACGGCGGUUGUGACGAGCGGAAGCAUCACCAACGCGAGUUUCAUGCAGGAUUACAACGAGCCGAAUCAUUUAAAGUACAAUUCGUAUUCGUCCUCGUCGCCAAUGAUGGACGAUCUGUAUGAAUCUCCGGCGAAGGCAACAAAGUAUGACUAUCAGUGUGCUAAUCCUAACUAUGAGAAUUAUUACCAUCCUAGUCAUCAUAGUCAUCAUAGUCAGCAUCAUGGCGGCCAGGAUUACUACAACUAUGACAAGUUUCAACAUUAUAAUAACAAUGCGAUGUUUGAGUGCUUGUAAUAUGAGUAAGUGUGUUGUAAACGAUGAUAUUGUGCAAAAUGAUGGAUCGAUGCUAGUCAAUAUGCAAUGUGAAUGAAUCUACAUAACAAUAGGAGUAUAAAUUGAAUAUUUAGAAUUUGCAGAUGGAAAUUUAUUAAAAUUUAACGAAUUUAUAUGAAAAAUAUCAAAAGAAAACAAAAAAUACGAAGUUUUAAUGAAAAAAUCGGAAAUAGGUUAAAUUUUCAUCAAAAUGGCGGAUUUUUUGCAAGUUUUACAUGACAAUAUUGAUUUUAAUUGCUAUAUCUAAAAUGGGCAGACGUAAAUUUAACCAAAAUUUAACAUAUUUCCUUAAUUAACAUUCAAUUGAAGACCAAAAAUACAAAAUUUUUCUAUUUUUUGCUUUCGUUUGAUGAUAAAACUAAUAAAAUUGGAAAUAGGUUAAAUUUUCAUCAAAAUGGCGGAUUUUUGCAAGUUUUACAUGACAAUAGUGAUGUAAAUUGUUAUAUCUAAUAUUUGUAGAUGAAAAUUUACCAAAAUUUAACGUAUUUCCUUGAUAAACAUUCAUUAAAAGACAAAAACACUAAAUUUUACAAUUUUUGCUUUCUUUUGAUGAUAAAACUUAAAAAAUAAAAAUGGGUUAAAUUUUAAUCGAAAUGGCUGACAUUUCUGCAAAUUUUACAUAUACCAUCAUAUUAAAGAUGCCUUUUCAAACGCCUUGUAUACAAACAAAGAUAAAAAGAUGUAUUUUAUAAAUAAUUACAAAUU
Messenger RNA from Dalotia coriaria, 2207 nucleotides. RefSeq lists its product as uncharacterized. Bases 342 to 1463 code for a protein of 373 amino acids. Gene Ontology annotation, biological process: sensory organ development; positive regulation of transcription by RNA polymerase II; axon development. Gene Ontology annotation, cellular component: nucleus. Gene Ontology annotation, molecular function: DNA-binding transcription factor activity, RNA polymerase II-specific; protein dimerization activity; E-box binding. The record is from RefSeq and is a predicted model, not a curated record. Lineage: Eukaryota; Metazoa; Arthropoda; Insecta; Coleoptera; Staphylinidae. The transcript has a single exon.